This is a messenger RNA of Hordeum vulgare subsp. vulgare (domesticated barley), 675 nucleotides long. RefSeq lists its product as uncharacterized. Lineage: Eukaryota; Viridiplantae; Streptophyta; Magnoliopsida; Poales; Poaceae. Bases 92 to 571 code for a protein of 159 amino acids. The transcript is spliced from 2 exons. The record is from RefSeq and is a predicted model, not a curated record.
ACUCCUAGAAUGGAUCAUUGACAGGAUUGACCCGAAGCUUGGUGAAUUUCGGAACCCACGAAACAAUACCAGCAUUCUAUUCACUCCAGAAAUGGUUGAAAAGGUCCUCGGACUUCCUCAUGGGACUAGGCCUGUUGUUGUCAUAAGCAAGCAUGAAGAAUCCCCUCACCGAGAAUUCUACAAGACAGAUUAUGAUCAUGGUAGACGGGCGCCCAUUCACUAUGCUGCAACUAUUCUAGAAAAAGAAGUUGAUCUAGAUGACGAGACCUUUUUUAGGACCUUCUUCCUAGUAGCAUUGGCUACUCAUUUGACACCAGGAACUGGAAACAUGGUCCCUUUGGAGUAUUUAGGCAGCCUUGAAGUUGCAUCCGAGGUUUGCGAGUACGCAUGGGGAGAUCAAAUUCUCAAAGAUGUCAUGACUGAGAUCGAUACAUUCCAAAAGAAGAAGAAGAAAGCAAUAUUAGAUGGAGCUUUCAAAAAAAUUUGGGUUGGCAGCUGCCUACCCUUGGUUGCGAUUAUAUACAUGGACCAUCUCGACUUUCUGAAUCAUCUAUUUCGACGCAUCACAUAAAUUACUCACUCCCUAGAGCAUCCCACGUAACAGAUGAGGACUUCAAAUUUGUCAUGCUACAUGAUAAAAGCAGAUUGACCCUCAACGCACAUAUUUAUGGUGCG